CCGGCCCGCCCAGGGAUCUGGUGGUUCGCGAUCGGCGCCGGCAUCGGGGCCUUCAACUCUGAGCAGCUGAAGCCCUGCAUGCACAAGACGGGGACGAAGGCCCACACCAAGGCCCUGCCAGCCAUUCAGGAAGUGUCGAAGCAGGUGACCAUCCAGGGGCAGAGGCGCGCUGGGGGAGGCUGUCGCUGGAGGACAGGGGAGGGUCUUCCUGGGGCCGCGUGGAGGCUGUUCGAGGCUUUGUCUCCGAUGUGCAUCUACCAGGACGGCUUCUCAGCACCUGUGCUUGUGGAAGUGUCGGGGAAGCCAUCGCUCUGUAGGCUCCCUAUAUGGUCGGCGGUGCCCCGUGGGAUGCAUGAUGCACGCAUGUCCUUGUCUUUCUUGACUUACCAUCCGCGACUUUAGCCUUUCAGGCUUCCCUGAUGGCCCGCGCGAAGACGGUCCGCGCAACACCUUGCCGAGGGGUGGCUUGGAGCAGUGAUGCUCCUCAGCUUCACUCCAAUGGGUAUUCAGCAGCCGCCUUCGCCGCCGUCUUCGCCUCCGCCUCCUUCCCUGCCCCCCGCCACCGCUCCCGCCUCCGCCUCCGCCCCUGUCCCAGCCGGCCCGGGCGACGUCGCCCCCGCCCCCGCUCCCGCCCCUUCCCGCGCC
Prorocentrum cordatum is the source of this 645-nucleotide messenger RNA. Lineage: Eukaryota; Dinophyceae; Prorocentrales; Prorocentraceae. The record is from the annotation of a GenBank genome assembly.